Anguilla anguilla (European eel) is the source of this 2400-nucleotide messenger RNA. RefSeq names its product DEAD (Asp-Glu-Ala-Asp) box polypeptide 49 (gene ddx49). The record is from RefSeq and is a predicted model, not a curated record. The transcript is spliced from 13 exons. NCBI's taxonomy places the organism in Eukaryota, Metazoa, Chordata, Actinopteri, Anguilliformes, Anguillidae. Bases 168 to 1610 code for a protein of 480 amino acids. Gene Ontology annotation, molecular function: ATP binding; nucleic acid binding; RNA helicase activity.
GAUGUGACGUCAUCUAAUACGUAGAAUUUAUGCGCCUCCUGAAAAAUCCACGAGUUCUUUCGGGCUGUUUUAAUCAGCAGUGUGAGGUCUUCGAACUCGGUAUUCUCAUAGAAAAUCAAAAUUAGAGACAUACAGAACUCAUAAAGGAGUGUUCUCAAGAAAGGAGAAUGUCGAAUUUCUCUUCUCUCGGCCUGUCAGAUUGGUUGAUUCAACAAUGUAAACAAAUGGGCAUUACAAAUCCAACUCCAGUCCAGGAGAGCUGUAUGCCAGCAAUUCUAGAAGGUCGUGAUUGCAUGGGCUGCGCCAAGACUGGAAGCGGCAAGACCGCUGCUUUUGUCCUGCCAGUUUUACAGAAACUGUCAGAGGAUCCUUACGGAAUCUUCUGUUUGGUGCUGACACCUACCAGGGAACUGGCUUAUCAGAUCGCGGAGCAGUUCAGGGUUCUGGGAAAACCCCUGGGCUUGCGGGAUUGCAUCGUUGUAGGGGGAAUGGAUAUGGUAACCCAGGCCUUGGAGCUCUCCAAGAAGCCCCACGUUGUAGUUGCAACUCCAGGAAGACUUGCGGAUCACAUUCGCAGUUCCAACACCUUCAGCAUGAAAAAAAUCAAAUUUUUGAUUUUGGAUGAGGCUGAUCGUCUCCUCGAGCAAGGAUGCACAGAUUUUACAAAAGACUUGGAGGUCAUCCUGAGUGCAGUUCCCGCCAAGAGACAAACUCUGCUGUUCAGUGCCACACUCACAGACACCCUCCAGGAGUUGAAAAGUAUCGCUUUGAACAAACCAUUCUUCUGGGAGAGCAAGUCAGAGGUACGCACUGUGGAUGAGUUGGACCAAAGAUAUAUCCUUACCCCUGAAAAAGUGAAGGAUGCAUAUCUGGUUCAUCUGAUUCAGAAGUUUCAAGAUGAGCAUGAGGACUGGUCCAUCAUGAUUUUCACCAACACAUGCAAGAAUUGCCAAAUUCUUACAAUGAUGCUACGUGAAUUCAAUUUCCCUGCCAUCUCCCUUCACUCGAUGAUGAAGCAGAAACAACGUUUUGCCAACCUUGCCAAGUUCAAGUCCAGUGUCUUUAAGAUUUUGAUCGCAACAGAUGUCGCCGCAAGGGGUCUAGACAUCCCAACAGUCCAGGUUGUCAUCAAUCAUAACACACCAGGCUUGCCUAAGAUAUACAUUCACAGGGUUGGUCGAACUGCCAGAGCAGGACGUCAUGGUGUUUCUAUCACUCUGGUGACUCAGUAUGACAUCCACUUGGUCCAUUCCAUUGAGGAGCAGAUCCAAGCAAAACUGAAGGAGUAUCCAGCGGAAGAGAGUGAAGUUCUGAAGAUCCUCACUCAAGUCAACGUGACCAGACGGGAGUGUGAAAUUAAACUGGAAUCAACAGAUUUCGAUGAGAGGAAAGAAAUUAACAAAAGAAAACAGAUGAUUUUGGAAGGGAAAGACCCUGACCUGGAGCAGAAGAGAAAAGCUGAACUGGAGCGGAUCAGAAGUGAGAAGAGGAAGUUUAAGGAGAGGAUUCAGGAGAGCAUCCAGAGGAAGCAGAAUGUGAUGCUCAGAAAGAAACUGCAGAAGAAAAAACAGGGUCAAAAGAAAAAAGCAGUGAUGAAGAACACAACCUGAGGACUAGCCCCACAGAUUAUUAGCACAACUAAUUUUUUUAGGAGUUGGGUUUUCAAGGACUGUCAGUGGGAAGUCUGUCCUGUAAACUCCAGAACACUUUGAUUCAUACAAGAUAAAUGCUAAACAGUUUGUUCAGUCUACUGUAAUAUUGGUGGGGGACAUCAGUGGCUUCAUACAGUGACAUCAUGUUAUGCUGUUAUUAAAUUAUGACUUUCACAACCACAAGGUUUACAUAGACAAAGAGAAGCAACCUUUAUUUUGAGAAUUUCAAUCACUUUACAGGAAUGAGAUCAGUGUUACACGGUGAGCUGUUGUUUUUGAUCUUUAAAAAGAUUCCAUAGCAAAAAAGACAACACUCCACAUUCCUGAUAUAUUCACUCAUUUCAUAACUCUCAAAGCAAGAACUACAAAACAAUUUCUUAAAGCUCACUCAGAAUUGAAGCGGAGAAAGGGGCCUGUGCUGUACCUGUUCUUCAUGAGGUUGCUUUUCUUGUCCUGCUCAAAUCCAGCAGCAGAGAUAGCACCUUACACGUCUGAGGCAUGUUAGGCAAUGCUCUCCAUACUCCGGCAGGUCUGCAGCCAAUCAGCUACUCUAUACUUCCUACUGAUUCCCAGGUCUACCGUUACACUGGGCAGUUCCCAUUGUCCCUUACAUUCUAUAGAAUUAAGGGCUACUGAAGUGCCACUCCAAAUCAUAAACUCUGGCCAUCUUUGUAAAAGGGACAUCAAGGUGCAAAAUCAAAGUGCUGCCAACUGCCAACAAGAUACCCAUUAAAUGGCUGUCUGUUUA